AGCAAAUACUUGAUAUAGUUUCAAAAUGAAUUUUUGUCUAGUAAUUUUAGGUGUAACUUCUCUUGGCUUUGUGAGCACCAAGGAGGAGCCGUUAAUUAUUGAAUUACUUGACAAUCGUAUCCUUGGAGGUGAAGAUGCAAAUAUUUGUGACAACCCACAUCAAGCCUCCGUUCAAUAUUGGGGUGGCCACUAUUGUGGUGGGGUCAUAAUAGGACCUAAGUGGGUUCUGACCGUUGCCAACUGCAUUGUAGGCUUUGAGGUCUUGUAUAUAUCAGUCAAGGUUGGUACCUCCAACAAAGACGCAGGAGGUCAAAUAAUUAGAGUAAAAAAUGCAUAUUCCCAUCCAAAGUACAAUUCUUCAACUUUUGAUUAUGAUGUAGGGCUUUUAGAGCUUCAUUCUGAAAUUAAAGUACCUUGUGCUUCACCUGUUAGUUUGCCCAACCCUAAUACCCAACUUGUCGAAGGCUCCACUGGAGUCGUUACUGGUUGGGGUAGAAAAACUGAAGGUGGACCUGUCGUCAACCACCUUCAAGUAUUACAAAUUCCAAUCCUGUCACCAAAAGCCUGUCGUGAUGCCUAUGGCGAGUCCACAUUCACAGAAAGAAUGGUGUGUGCUGGUUUAUUGAAGGGAAGCAAAGACGUUUGCUCAGGAGACUCAGGUGGCCCUUUGAUGGUUGAUAAAAUGUUAAUUGGACUUGUUUCUUGGGGGUAUGGAUGUGCACGACCAACGUACCCUUCAGUGUACACCAAUGUGGCCGCAUUUAGGACCUACAUUACUGAAAUUACUGGAAUUUAAUACUUAUUUGAAGUGAGACAUUAAAAUGGUUGCUUCAA
Aethina tumida (small hive beetle) is the source of this 834-nucleotide messenger RNA. Its product is annotated as trypsin-7-like. Gene Ontology annotation, biological process: proteolysis. Bases 26 to 796 code for a protein of 256 amino acids. Gene Ontology annotation, molecular function: serine-type endopeptidase activity. NCBI's taxonomy places the organism in Eukaryota, Metazoa, Arthropoda, Insecta, Coleoptera, Nitidulidae. The record is from RefSeq and is a predicted model, not a curated record. The transcript is spliced from 3 exons.